ACGAACGAGAGGAGGAGGAGGAGGAGGAGGAGGAGGAGGAGGAAGAGGACGCGAUGGAAAAAAAGCACGUCGAGGAGGAGGAGGAGGAGGAGGAGGAGGAAAAGGAAAAAGAUCAAUACUACGAGGGGGAAGAGGACGCGAUGGAAAAGGAGGACGUCGAGGAGGAGGAGGAGGAGGAGGAGGAGGAGGAGGAGGAAGAGGAGGAAGAGUAGGCGAUGGGGAAACACGAGGACGAGGAUGAGGAGGAGAGGGAAGACGAGCAUGUAGUGGACGAGGAGGAAGACGACGAGCUACAAGAGGAGGAAGAGGCUAUGGUGGAGAAAGACGAUGAGGAGGAGGACAAAGACAAAGAGGAAGAGGAGGACGUAGAGGAGGAGGAGGAAGCUAUGGAGGAGGAGCAGGAGGAAGACGGGGAUGAAGAUGAGGAGGAGGAAUACAAGGAGGACAGGAAGAGGAGGAAGAAGACGAAGAGGACGAAGCACGAGGAGGUAGUGGACGAGGAGGAAGACGACUACCUACAAGAGGAGGAGGAGGCUAUGGUGGAGAAGGACGACGAGGAGGAGGACAAAGAUGAAGAGGAAGAGGAGGACGUAGAGGAGGAGGAGGAAGCUAUGGAGGAGGAGCAGGGAGAAGACGGGGAUGAAAAUGACGACGAAGACGAGGACGAAGAGACGGGGGAAAGAAGAGGAAGACGAGAAGAAAGACGCCAUGGAGGAAGACUAGAGGAGGAGGACGAAGAGGAGGAAGAAGAGGAGGAGGAGGAAGACGUGGAGGACGGCGUGGAGGUAGAGGAGGUGGAGGAGGAGGCUAUGGAGGAGGAGAAGGACGAGGAGGAGGAAGAGGAGGAGGAAGAGGAGGAGGAGGAGGAGGCGAUGGAGGAGGAGGUGGACGAUGACGAAGAGGAGGAAGAGGAAGGGGAGGAAGAGGAGGAAGAGGAGGAGGAGGAGGAGGAGGAGGAGGCAUGAAGGAGGUGAUGUUACAGUAUGCAACAGUUUGGUAUCGGAGCAGACCUCUCAUUCAGAGGACCCGCUCAAUCAAGUAGCCAGCUUGCUUAAUCUAGUGAUCACUCAUUAGUAAAUCAAGUAGGACUUCGUCAAAUCUCUGGAAAAAAAAAAUUAUCACAACAACUAUCUGAAAAUUUCUGAUAUUUGCAUUUCGUUUUACCUGAAAAUUUCUGAUAUUGGUAUUUCGUUUUUACGUAACAAAUAUCUGAAAAUUUUUGAUAAAUCGCAUUUCGUAUU
This is a messenger RNA of Chara braunii, 1241 nucleotides long. The record is from the annotation of a GenBank genome assembly. Lineage: Eukaryota; Viridiplantae; Streptophyta; Charophyceae; Charales; Characeae.